Nerophis lumbriciformis (worm pipefish) is the source of this 690-nucleotide messenger RNA. RefSeq lists its product as uncharacterized. Lineage: Eukaryota; Metazoa; Chordata; Actinopteri; Syngnathiformes; Syngnathidae. The record is from RefSeq and is a predicted model, not a curated record.
CAUUAGCAAUAUUUCAAGUGUGUGUUUAGCUUUUAGUCCAUUCGCUAAAAAGCCGUCACAAUGUUGAAAGAGUUGGUGAAGGAGCGACUAUUGGCGGCAGCUGAUGAAAUAUUCGCGCUGUUUGAAAGCACGAUAGCGUCGUACGAGGAGGAACUUUCUCGAACGAGAGAGAAGGGACGACGUCGACAACACCUGGAAGUUGAUUGUGAAACUCCAACUGUGCUGCACUUUGAAGAUAUCCAAGGGAGCGCCACAAUAAAGCAGGUGGAUCCACAGCCCCCCUGCAUUAAAGAGGAAGCAAAGGAACUCUGGAUUACUCCGGAGGAAGAGUGCCUUCGUGGGCAGAGGGAGGCCGAUCUCACCAAGUUGCCACUGACCGUUGUCUCUGUAAAGACUGAAGAUGGUGAAGACGAAUCCUCACGGCUUCGUCACAGUCCAAGUGAGGAGAACAUAGUGGUGUGGGAGCCUCCGAGUAGGACAACAAAAGCGGAUGGAGGAUCACAAGCAGACGACCUCAUAGCUCCACUAUCAGAUAGUGACGACAUGACGUCUCACUCUGCCGAGGAUGAAGACAGCGACGACAACCAAGAGACUUUGAGCAGAGAUACAGACUGCGAAGGGGAUGACAAACACUCUGAACGCUUUAAAAGGAGGACGGGGAAACCACGUUGGACGCACGCAGCAAUUUGA